ACUCAUUUAUGCUCAGCACUGUAAAUCACUUUGGGUAAAAUCAUCAGCUGAAUAUAAAUCUAAACGUUCCCGAGCUCUGAGUUUUGCCUGAUGGUACUGAUCCGACACUGACAUCUGCUGUUCAGGCUGAGCAUGAACGCAGGAGAUGUCUCAGGCUCCGUGGCUUUGGACUCCGUCAGUUCUGUCACUUUCACACAGGACACCGACGGUACCAUCAUCCUGCACUGUGCUCAGAACGAUGAUGGGCCGAUGGGAUCGGACGAAGAACCCGGACCCAUUCAUAAACGACUGCGUUUGUCCAGUGAGGAGACAGACGACCCCGCCUCCACGCCGUCUGCUUACUCGGUCGUCGCACUUCCACUUUCAGAGCGUGAAGAGAGCUUUGAGGUGACGAUGACGGCUACGGAAAUGAAAGACGAUCUGGAUCAGGAGAGCGGAGAUCAGUCGAAGGAUGAGAAGUUGUCCUCCGCACAGAAAACCACCGACAUGACGGCGGUCAGCCAAGCCUGGUUUACGACAAAAGAGGACAAGAACACGUUAGUGAACAAAGGUCACAAAUGGAAACAGGGGAUGUGGUCGAAAGAGGAGAUUGAUUUAUUGAUGACUAACAUUGAAAACUACCUCAAGAACCGGGGGAUUCAGGAUCCUUCAGAGAUCAUCUUUGAGAUGUCAAAAGAAGAGCGAAAGGAUUUUUACCGUAGCAUCGCCUGGGGUCUGAAUCGUCCCCUGUUCGCAGUUUACAGACGCGUGUUGCGAAUGUAUGACAACCGCAACCAUGUAGGCAAAUAUACUCCAGAGGAAAUUGAAAAGCUAAAAGAGCUCAGGCAGAAGCACGGAAACGACUGGGCCACCAUCGGGGCAGCUCUGGGACGCAGUGCCUCGUCAGUGAAGGACCGCUGCAGACUCAUGAAGGACACGUGCCAUACAGGUAAAUGGACGGAGGAAGAAGAGAGGAGGCUGACGGAGGUGGUGCAUGAGCUGACGGGCACUGAGGCCGGCGACGUGGUGACUCAGGGCGUCUCGUGGGCGUCGGUGGCUGAUCUGGUUGGCACACGAUCAGAGAAACAGUGCCGCUCCAAAUGGCUCAACUACCUGAACUGGAAACAGAGCGGAGGCACAGAGUGGACCAAAGAGGACGAUAUCAACCUCAUUCGCAGGAUCACUGAGCUGGCAGUGGAAGAUGAGAACGAAAUAAACUGGGACGUUUUGGCUGAAGGAUGGAGCAGCGUUCGCUCUCCUCAGUGGCUCCGGAGCAAAUGGUGGACCAUUAAAAGACAAGUGGCCAAUCACAAAGACCUUCCGUUUCCUGUCUUGCUGAAAGGACUGCAGGAUGUUGUGGAAGCUCCCUCGUCCACAGUGAAUAAAGUCGUGGUGGUGGGCUCGCGCUCUGUUCACGCCUCAUCCAGCCCCGUCACUGCGUUACAGAUCCCUGUCCAGAUCCCUGUCCAGAUCACACACGUCUCUUCUUCAGACAGUACGAGUGGGAGCUCUGAAAGCGGGACGAUUACACUGAACUCUGGAGCGCUGCAGACGUUCGAACUUCUGCCAUCCUUCCACUUGCAGCCCACCGGCACCCCGGGUACCUAUUUCCUCCAGACGGGAUCCAAUCAGAGCCUGCCGCUCACACUCUCCACAAAUUCCACCGUCACGCUCGCAGGAUCACCGGGCUCACCGGAGCAGAUUAUCUUACACAGCCUCGGCGGAGACAGCCUGAGCGACAACGUUACCGUGCAAAUGUCUCACCCCGGCAUCAUAAUCCAGACCGUGACAUCCGAAGACCUUCCCGACCCUCUGAGCCAAACAGAGUUGACGUCGGAGCAGGACUUGGCCAGUGAGGAGGCUGCCGAGGUGCCGGCGUGCUCGAAGGAAGGGGACGAGUCGAGUGAGCAGAGCUCUAAAGUCGUGCAAGAGGACUCGACAGAUAAGAGUUCGAAAUUAAAGGAGGAAGCAGUGAAUAGUGGGAUAGGCGACAGUGCGGUGCUAAUCGUCCCAUCACCGAGCAGCUUCAUCCCCACCAGUGACAUCACCACUGACUCCGUCCUUCCCGUCGGUACACUGACAGAUCCCAUUCUUCAGAACCAGGAGGAAGGCUCAGACUGAUGAGCAGCUGGACGGAGGCCGUCGUGAAACCGUGCUGUCAAAUUUGUGCGGCUAAUGCAAGAGAACGUUGUGUGUUUGUGGGUCAACAAGCCACUGUUCUCAAUACACCCUGCUGUCGAGGGCAAGUGUUCUAGUGACGACCCUGUAGCGUGAGCCCGAAUCAUGAGUCACGUUUCCGACACGCUGCCAAACCCGAAAUUAGAUUUAACAGACUAGUAUGAACACUGAGCCAGUCAUCAUGAGGAAGAACCACAGGGACAACACACACACACACACACACACACACACACACACACACACAUAUAUUCACAUAUUAUAUACUGUUUACUUCUAUGGAUCUGUAUACCGUCUGAAAAUUUGUAGCUCUGUACACAAUUAUGAACAAGGUGCAUUCGUAAACUUUUUUUUUUUUAUGGUCUAUUGAAAAGAAAAUCAUUACACUGACUAUUUUAAUGGGCAUCUGAGUACUGCUUUCUCAUUCACAUUGUAUGAACUUUGCACUGUUCCCAUGUCCAGUUACGAUAGCGUGUUUAGCCAAACACCAAAUGUCUGCUUGUCUGGACAGAUGUUAAUUUAUCAAAGGUCACAUUUUCUAUAUGAGUGUAUGGUCCUGUGUUUUAUUUAUUGAAUAAACAAUGUUAUUCACCGUC
Molecule: messenger RNA, 2750 nt
Organism: Neoarius graeffei (lesser salmon catfish)
Lineage: Eukaryota; Metazoa; Chordata; Actinopteri; Siluriformes; Ariidae
Gene: dmtf1
Product: cyclin D binding myb-like transcription factor 1
Exons: 17
Coding region: 133-2100 (655 amino acids)
Biological process (GO): regulation of transcription by RNA polymerase II
Cellular component (GO): nucleus
Molecular function (GO): DNA-binding transcription factor activity, RNA polymerase II-specific; RNA polymerase II cis-regulatory region sequence-specific DNA binding
Source: RefSeq, a predicted model, not a curated record